CCUUGCGCCUGCAGUGCUCAGCCUGGGCGCCUGCAGUGCUGCUCUGGCUCUGGCGAUGCUGAGAAGCCCCUACUCCAGCAGCGCCCUCGCCUCCGAGCCCGCCUCUGCCUCUGCCUCUGCCUCUGCCUCUGCCCUGGACGCCAGGAGGACGAUGGAGCCCCCCAAGAAGGACCAGCGCCAGCUCAGCCUCCUCCAGGACGAUCGCCACGACAGCGGCCUCGACUCCAUGAAGGAGGAGGACUACCAGGACCUGGUCCGGGAACUGGAGGACCUGCGCCUGCUGCAGGCCAGCCAAGGCCCCCCGGGAGCAGCCGGGCAAGGAGAAGGAGGGCCCCCCCAGAGCCCCUGGAAGCUCCAGCUCAGCCCCGAAGGAGACACAUUUCUCCAUCUGGCGAUUAUUCAUGAAGAAAAAUCCUUGAGUUUGGAAAUCAUUCGCCAGGCAGGACGAGACAUGGCCUUCCUGAAUUUCCAGAAUAACCUCAACCAGACUCCACUCCACUUAGCUGUGAUCACAGACCAACCAGAAAUUGCAGAGACUCUUCUGAAAGCCGGAUGUGAUGCAGAGAUUAGAGAUUUCCGAGGAAACACACCACUGCACAUUGCUUGUGAACAGGGUUCUCUCAGAGGCGUUGGUGUUCUGACACAGUACUGCCAUAAACAAGUCCAUUCCCUCCUGCAGUCAUCAAACUACAAUGGCCACACAUGCCUCCACCUGGCUUCUGUUCAAGGUUAUCUGGCCAUUGUGGAACAGCUCCUGUCCUUGGGAGCAGAUGUGAACGUUCAGGAACCAUGUAAUGGUAGGACUGCCUUGCAUUUGGCUGUUGAUCUUCAAAAUCAAGAACUGGUGUCACUUCUUUUGAAACAUGGAGCAGAUGUGAACAAAGUCAACUACCAGGGCUAUUCUCCAUAUCAACUCACAUGGGGAAGAAGCAAUUUCUUCAUACAGGAGCAGUUGAGACAGUUUACUACAGUAGACCUGCAGAUGCUACCAGAAAGUGAAGAUGAAGAGAGUUGCGAAUCAGAAUCAGAGUUCACAGAGGAUGAACUUCUGUAUGAUGACUGUGUUAUUGGUGGACGACAUGUGCCUUGUUAAAAGUGGAAGGCUUGGAGAAAGAACAAGUGAACAACAUGUGAACAAUUACUGAACUACACUGCACAGCACACUGUUAGAACAGCAGGUGCUACACACAGUCCCAUACACUGCUUGAGCAUGAAUGAAUUUGGGUUGUCAAACACCGGAAGAAGUCUGGGCCCCUUUGCACUGAAGAGUUGAUUGUCCAAAUAAAGAAGCAGAAUGAAAACUGGAAGACCUGCCAGUGUAUGCACUGCAUGCUCUGAAGAGGGGGAAAGCCUAGAUCCACCAUCUGCUGUGUUCUUUUGGAAGACAUUCCCUAUAUUUCUGUCUGACUGUUCAUUCCACUUUUCCAGAGACUGUGAGGUUAGGAGUUCUUUGUGCUGUACAGCAGACAGACUUAUUGCAUCUCCAGUGGGUGUCUGCUUGUCCAUCCAUAAGGAAGAUGCCAAUAACAUUGAGACUCUAUAUUGCAAGCCCUCACGCUUUGCAAUAUUUAUAUCAUGUAUAUAUUGUACAUUUUGUAAAUACCUUUUUUGCUACUUGUGAAGUGUAUAUUUAUUAUAAAAAUGUAUUAAGAAAUGCA
Sceloporus undulatus (fence lizard) is the source of this 1658-nucleotide messenger RNA. It is a transcript of the gene NFKBIA, whose product is annotated as NFKB inhibitor alpha. Gene Ontology annotation, molecular function: protein binding. The record is from RefSeq and is a predicted model, not a curated record. The coding region runs from base 56 to 1093 and encodes 345 amino acids. Lineage: Eukaryota; Metazoa; Chordata; Lepidosauria; Squamata; Phrynosomatidae. The transcript is spliced from 6 exons.